AUGGGCAACGUGCCCGCGGCCAAGGGCAAUGAGUCUCGCGUCGUGGCCGAGGUUGGACCCCAUUCCGAAGGCGGCUCUGACAGCGACCAUGGUGACAAAGAUCAACUGGCGCGAUUGGGAAAGAAGCAAGUCCUUAGGCGCAACUUUGGCUUCAUGUCGAUUCUCGGUUUCAGCUGCACCAUUCUUAUCACUUGGGAAGCCGUCACGGUGCUCUUCGCCCAAGGUCUCAACAACGGCGGCACUGCAGGUGUCCUCUACAGCUUCCUCUUCGUCUGGUUCGGCAACUUCAGCGUCUUCACCACCAUGAGCGAGCUGGUCUCCAUGGCGCCCACGUCCGGCGGACAAUACCACUGGGUCGCGAUGCUGGCGCCUCGAUCUUGCGCCAAGUUCUUGAGCUAUGUUACUGGAUGGUUGACUGUCGGCGGCUGGCAAGGCUCUGUCUCGUCCAGUGCUCUCCUCACUGGCAACAUGAUUCUUGGUAUGGCUACAAUGAACAACGCUAGCUUUGAGCCGAAGCUGUGGCAGGGCACUCUGCUCUUUUGGGUCAUCCUUCUAUUCGCCGUCUUCAUCAACACUCUUGUCAGCUCUGCGCUGCCCAAGUUCGAAGGCCUCAUCCUGAUCCUACACAUUCUUGGCUUCUUCGCCAUUCUCAUUCCUCUCGUUACUCUCGGGCCGCACGGCGACGCCAAGGAGAUCUUUACGACAUGGGUCAACAAUGGUGGCUGGUCGACUCAAGGAAUAUCCUUCAUGGUCGGCAUGAUGGGCAACGCUUUUGCGUUUGUCGGUACCGAUGCCGCAUUCCACAUGUCCGAGGAAACCGUCAACCCCAGUGUUGUGGUCCCCCGAUCGAUCCUACUGAGUCUCAUCAUCAACGGCACUUGCGGUUUCGCCAUGCUUAUCGCCAUGGUAUUUUGUAUGGGCAACUUCGACGACGCUGCUGCCUCCGCUCCGGGUGCUCUGGGAUUCCCUCAUAUGUACAUCUUCCAGCAGGCCACCAACUCGACUGGCGGUGCUACCGUCAUGGCUGCCAUCAUCAUGAUUCUGGGUGCUUGUGCGACUGUCGGCAUGCUUGCCUCAACUUCCCGGGUUUUCUGGUCAUUUGCCCGUGACCGUGGUCUUCCUUUCUGGGGGGUCCUCUCAAGGGUCGACGGCCGCACUACGGUUCCCGUCUGGGCUAUUGCCUUCACCUCCGUCAUUGCAAUUCUUCUGUCGUUCAUCAACAUUGGUUCUCCCGUCGCCUUCCAAAACGUCACUUCACUCUCCAUUUCCUGCCUUUACGCUUCAUACCUCAUUGCCGCGGUACUUCUCCUUUACCGUCGAAUGACCAAGGGCUUCGCUCUUCCUGAUUCAGAUCUGCCAGCCCUCGCCAAUACUGCUGGUGCCGAACUUGUCUGGGGUCCAUUCCACCUUCCUGGUAUUUUUGGUAUUGCAAACAAUGUCCUCACCAUUUGCUACCUGAUUACCGUUGGCUUCUUCAGCUUCUGGCCUCCAGUUCUAAACCCAUCCGUCGACAUGAUGAACUACAGCGUUGUGGUGACGGGUGGUCUCGUUAUCUUUAGCGUCCUCUAUUACGUGUUGUGGGCCAGGAAGGAGUAUAAUGGACCUCUGGUUGAGAGGUAA
Molecule: messenger RNA, 1620 nt
Organism: Ilyonectria robusta
Lineage: Eukaryota; Fungi; Ascomycota; Sordariomycetes; Hypocreales; Nectriaceae
Product: amino acid/polyamine transporter I
Exons: 3
Coding region: 1-1620 (539 amino acids)
Biological process (GO): transmembrane transport
Cellular component (GO): membrane
Molecular function (GO): transmembrane transporter activity
Source: RefSeq, a predicted model, not a curated record